AGCUCAUCAGUGAAGACCAAGACAAUGCACGACGGACCUAGCAACUAAGGAUAAAUAACAGGGGCUUUGAUCAUUUGGUCCUGUAGAGAAAUCAAAAGAAAUUCUGUAUUAGUGAGAAGUGAGAAACAAAGAAAUGGCGGAUAAAGGAAGAAAAGAUGGAGGGAAGAUGAAGGGGGAAGAAGGAAGGAGAAGGAGAAGAGACAAAUGGAGCGAGGUGGAGGAGCAAGCGGAGGAUGUAAGGAAAGAACGAAAGAAGAAGGAGAAACAGAUAGAGGAAUUGAAAGAAGCAAUCAAGAAUUUGAGGGCACAAGAACACAAGUUGAGGGAUAAAGUACAGCGGUUGAAGGACGAAGAGGAUAGGAAAUUAGGACGCAUGGUAAGGAAAUUGUUCCCGAAUUGGAUCACAAAACUGAUGCAAGGGAGAUAAGGUCAUUGAUUUCCUUGUGUCAUUUCUGAAACAAAAACUGCUUUUCUUUGUGACAUGUGGUAGUCUGUGUCAUGGGUCAGUUCCUAAUCAGCUCGGAAAAGCGCAAAGAAAAUGAGAAGAAAAUGCCCAUGAAAUCCUUGCUUUCUGUAUGUUGGAACCGUUCCAGAUAACCAUGCCAACAAAGCUACUAUGUUGCUGUCCGGUUAAGUCUAUUUAUUUGUUAUUUGAAUUUAUUUUAAUUUGUUUGCAGUUUAAAUUAGUUUGCUACAUUUUGUUUUAAAAGUUUUUAAAUUUAUAGUAAUUUAUUUAAAUUUAUUUGUAAUCAAUAAUUAUUGAGGUA
This is a messenger RNA of Rubroshorea leprosula, 767 nucleotides long. Lineage: Eukaryota; Viridiplantae; Streptophyta; Magnoliopsida; Malvales; Dipterocarpaceae. The record is from the annotation of a GenBank genome assembly.